UUUGGACGAAGACUUACUUGUAGCAUUCUUACUCUUCUCGGAGUCAGCUUUUAGUAGUGCAUUGGGGCGGGGGAGGGGGGCCCGCUCGGCAGACACGGACAGCCUCUGACCCUCCGGAGUUGGUAUGUGAUAAGCAGCCCUAGCAGUGCCAUGUAUUGGAAAAGCGAGCAGAUGUUUGUGUGUAAACUAGAAGAAAAGGACGUGCCGGAGCUGGCAGUUCCCCCUGAGAAGUGCCAGGGGCUCAUGUCGGAGGAGUGCGGGCGGACUGCAGCCCUGGCGGCCGGGAGGACUCGGAAAGGCGCCGGGGAAGAGGCACUGGUGAGCCCCGAGGGAGUGGGGGACGAGGACUCGUGCUCCUCCUCGGCCCCACUGUCCCCGUCGUCCUCGCCCCGGUCCAUGGCCUCGGGCUCCGUCUGCCCCCCUGGCAAGUGUGUGUGCAACAGCUGCGGCCUGGAGAUCGUGGACAAGUAUCUUCUCAAGGUGAAUGACCUGUGCUGGCAUGUUCGGUGUCUCUCCUGCAGUGUCUGCAGAACCUCCUUAGGAAGGCAUACCAGCUGUUAUAUUAAAGACAAAGACAUUUUCUGCAAACUUGAUUAUUUCAGAAGAUAUGGAACUCGAUGCUCUCGCUGUGGGAGGCACAUCCAUUCUACUGACUGGGUCCGGAGGGCCAAGGGGAAUGUCUAUCACUUGGCGUGCUUUGCCUGCUUUUCUUGCAAAAGGCAACUUUCCACGGGAGAGGAAUUUGCUUUGGUGGAAGAGAAAGUCCUCUGCAGAGUGCAUUAUGAUUGCAUGCUGGAUAAUUUAAAAAGAGAAGUGGAAAAUGGUAAUGGGAUUAGUGUUGAAGGCGCCCUCCUCACAGAGCAAGAUGUUAAUCAUCCAAAACCAGCAAAAAGAGCUCGGACCAGCUUUACAGCAGAUCAGCUCCAGGUUAUGCAAGCACAAUUUGCUCAGGACAACAACCCAGAUGCACAGACCCUCCAGAAACUGGCAGAAAGGACAGGCUUGAGCAGACGUGUGAUACAGGUGUGGUUUCAGAACUGUAGAGCCCGCCACAAGAAACACGUCAGUCCUAAUCACUCUUCCUCCGCCCCAGUCACAGCAGUCCCGCCCUCCAGGCUGUCUCCACCCAUGUUAGAAGAAAUGGCUUAUUCCGCCUAUGUGCCCCAAGAUGGGACAAUGUUAACUGCGCUGCAUAGUUACAUGGAUGCUCAUUCACCAACAACCCUUGGACUCCAGCCCUUGUUACCCCAUUCAAUGACACAACUGCCAAUAAGUCAUACCUAAUUCCUUUUUUCAGGGAUAGAAAUAAUUAAGGAUAUAAACUUGUCAUUUAUUAUGUACAAAAUGCCAUUGAAAAUAUAUUAAUGUUAAUUUUUUAUUUAACACCCAAAGCAUUUCCAACAUCACUUUGCUGCCCAGGUAUGUAUCUCUAGUUGGCCUGCAAGACACUUUUAUUGAUUCUUCAUUUUUUGUAAAACUUAUGUUUACAAGAGGAAAACAAAUCAAAACUUUUUUUUGUAUUGUAUGGAAAUAAUUCACUCGAGUGUGUAUCUGUUAAUUUAUUUGUCAUCAAAAGAGCACUUUGCCUAAAAGAAAGGACUGACAAGUGUGCAAAAUGUUUACAAUCCUUUGUGAAAUUGUAGUGUAUCAUUAGUUUGUAUCUGUAAGUUAUUGUUAUAAAUAUUACCUGUAUUUUUUUUGUUAUAUACAGCUUUAUACUUUGAAGCGUGUAUCUGUGAAUUUGCAACUGAAAUUUAUUUUGCCAAUGUUUUCUGAAUGAACCGAAUAAAGCUUCUGUUGUAGCAUGCCAUG
Molecule: messenger RNA, 1812 nt
Organism: Hippopotamus amphibius kiboko
Lineage: Eukaryota; Metazoa; Chordata; Mammalia; Artiodactyla; Hippopotamidae
Gene: LHX8
Product: LIM homeobox 8
Exons: 9
Coding region: 151-1284 (377 amino acids)
Biological process (GO): neuron differentiation; regulation of transcription by RNA polymerase II; forebrain neuron development
Cellular component (GO): nucleus
Molecular function (GO): DNA-binding transcription factor activity, RNA polymerase II-specific; RNA polymerase II transcription regulatory region sequence-specific DNA binding
Source: RefSeq, a predicted model, not a curated record